Molecule: messenger RNA, 3162 nt
Organism: Colletotrichum higginsianum IMI 349063
Lineage: Eukaryota; Fungi; Ascomycota; Sordariomycetes; Glomerellales; Glomerellaceae
Product: Amino acid adenylation domain-containing protein
Exons: 3
Coding region: 1-3162 (1053 amino acids)
Source: RefSeq, a predicted model, not a curated record
AUGGUCUCGUCGCGUUCCUUCCACUCGCUGGAAAGCCUCUCCCUGGCGGAUCGAGUGCUUUUCAACCAGUUCAGCAGAGGACCGAGUGACUCCAUCCCCUACCAAGUCAUCCACCACGCCUUCGAGUCUAUCGCGGCAGCACACCCGGACGCCACCGCCAUCCGGCACUAUGACGGCACGACCAUCACGUACCGGGAGCUCAACCGCCGGGCCAACGUGCUCGCCAACGAGCUCAGGGGCUCCUACGGCCUGCAGAAGGGAGACCGCGUCGUGCUCGUCUACUCGCGAUGCAUCGAGAUGGUCGUCUUCAUCUUUGCCGUGCUCAAGGCCGGUGGUCAGUAUGUGCCCCUCGACGGCGGCAUCAUCCCCGAGGACACCCUGGGCUACGACAUUGCCGACUCGAACGCGCCGGUCGUGCUGUGUCUCCCCAAGUUCAGGGAGAAGGUGCUGCGCAGCCUACCCUCGGAUCGACGGGACCUCGUCAGGGUGGUCGACCUCGACGCCCACAGCUGGCUGUGGAAGCACGGUAAUGCGGGCCACCCGGGCGUCAUUGUCAAGCCCGAAGACGGCGCCUAUGUCAUCUACACCUCGGGCACGACGGGUCGGCCCAAGGGCGUGGACGUAAGACACGAGGGCGUCACCAACACGCUUCUUGCAGAGCCCUCGAAGCUGGGCAUCCGCGUGGGGAAGAACGUGGCGCAACAGUUAAACGUCGGGUUCGACAUGUGCGCCUGGGAGAUUCUGGGCACGAUGAUGAACGGUGGGACGCUUCACAUCAGGGGUAGUGGCAACGACCUCUGGACGGACUGCCUGCAGCGCGUCGAUACCGUAAUCGCCACGCCGUCCGUCGUCCUCAAGCAUAUGGCCAGGCGGGAGGACUUCCCCAACAUCAAGACCAUCGCCGUCGGAGGCGAGCCCUGCCCGCUGGCCCUGGCCGAGCAAUGGGCGCCCUACGUCAAGUUCUGGAACGUCUGCGGACCGACCGAGAUCAGCAUCCUCAACACGGCCCACCUCCACAAGCCCGGCAAGACGCUGUCCAUAGGCAAGCCGAACCCCAACACAAACGUCUACGUGCUCGACGACGACGAGAACCCGGUGCCAAUCGGCGAGCCCGGCGUCAUGUGGGCCGGCGGCCCGGGCGUGUCUCGGGGGUAUCUCAACCUGCCGGAACUGACGGCGCAGAGAUACAAGCCCGACAAGUUUACAAAGGACGGUCGUAUGAUGUUCAACACGGGCGACCUGGCCCGCUGGCUCGAGGACGGCAGCUUGGAGCCCCUCGGCCGGAAGGACGACCAGGUCAAGAUCUCGGGCUUCCGCGUCGAGCUCGACGGCGUGUCUCGCGCCAUUGAAACGUGCCCCGGCGUCGUCAAGGGAUGUGCGCUCAAGAUCGAAGAUCGCCUGUGGGGGUUCUACUCGGCCCCUUCGCCCAUAGACGAGACGCAGCUGAAGGCCGUCGUCGGCGAGGGACAGCCCUUCUACGCCGUCCCGACGGUCUGGAUGUAUCUUCCCGUCAUCGAGCUGACCCCCAACGGCAAGGUUGACAAGCGUGCCCUCCGCGAUAUUGCCCUCGGUGGCGAUGCCAGCCAGACCCUUCCUCGUCCUCCCCAACCUCCGCUUCCGCCCAUCGCCACGGGCAUGUCGACACCGGAACAGUCCUCGAGCGCCUCGUCCGUCAAGACGGCCGUCAGCCCGACCAGCGAGGGCGGCUUCACGCUGGUCGACUCCCAGCGCACCCUCGACCUGGAGAAGACGGCGGCCUUUGUCGAGGAAGAGGCCGAGAGGCAGCAGCAGCAGGACGAGGGAGUGGGAGAAGACCACGAGCUGCCGUCCAAGAAGGGCUUCCACGGCUGGCGGUGGAUCCGGCACCGCGGCCUCAACGCCUACCGCAAGCUCUUUGGCGUCAUCUUCCUCUCCAACCUCGCCGUCUUCGCCCUCCUCCUCUGGGACAGCCGGCACAGCAGCUUCUCGCUGCCUCUCGACCACCUCGCCACCGCCGUCGCCGCCAACCUGCUCGGCGCCGUGCUCCUGCGCCAGGACUACGUCGUCAACUUCAUCUUCUGGCUGUGCUCGCGCGUGCCGACGUCGGCGCCGCUCUUCAUCCGCCGGCACCUCGCCCGCGUCUACCACAACGGCGGCGUCCACUCGGGCUGCGCCGUCUCGGCUACCGUGUGGUGGGUCAUCUUCACCGGCGCCGCCACCGGCAACUUCUUGGCGGCCCGGCCCGCGUACCCGGUCAGCCUCGCCACCCUCGUCCUCACCUAUCUCGUCCUGCUGCUGCUUCUCAUGAUCCUCGUUAUGGCCUACCCCUCGAUCCGCGCAAAGAUGCACGACCAGUUUGAGUGGACACACCGCUUCGCCGGCUGGUCCGCCCUCGCCCUCGUCUGGGCCCAUGUCAUCGCCACCGCCGCCUCCUCCGCCUCCUCCGCCUCCUCGACCGCCUCCCCCGAGCCCCUAGGCCUGGUCCUCGCCAAGACGCCGGCCCUCUACCUCGUCGCCCUGACGACACUCAGCAUCGCCCUGCCGUGGAUGCGCCUCCGCCGCGUCAAGGUCGUGCCCGAGCCCCUCUCCAAGCACGCCGUCCGCCUGCACUUCGACUUCUGUACCCCGGGCCCCUGCACCUCUCGCGGCGUCCGCAUCACCGACCGCCCCAUGGUCGAGUGGCACGCCUUCGCCGCGAUCCCCGAGCCCAGCGGCAAGGGCUUCUCCAUCGUCGUCUCCAAGGCCGGCGACUGGACCAAGCGCAUCAUCGAGAACCCGCCCACCUCCAUCUGGACCCGCGGCACCCCGGCCUCGGGCGUGCUGGCCGUCGCUCCGCUCUUCAAGAAGAUGGUCCUCGUCGCCACGGGCUCCGGCAUCGGCCCUUGCCUCCCCGUGCUCAUGGAGCGCCGCGUCCCCGCCCGCGUCGUCUGGUCCACCAAGAACCCGCUCAAGACGUACGGCCAGGCCGUCAUGGACACCAUCCUCGCCGCCGACCCGGACGCCCUCAUCUGGGACACGGACCAGAUGGGCCGCCCGAACCUCGUCCAGCUGGCGUACAACGUCUACCGCGAGAGCGGCGCCGAGUGCGUCGCCAUCAUCUCCAACGGCCCGACGACGAACAAGUUUGUCUACCAGAUGGAGAGCCGCGGGAUCCCCGCCUUUGGGCCCAUCUGGGACUCGUAG